Loa loa (African eye worm) is the source of this 1397-nucleotide messenger RNA. RefSeq lists its product as hypothetical. Lineage: Eukaryota; Metazoa; Nematoda; Chromadorea; Rhabditida; Onchocercidae. The record is from RefSeq and is a predicted model, not a curated record. The transcript has 11 exons. The coding region runs from base 1 to 1278 and encodes 425 amino acids.
AUGUCCACUACCACGGAAUCCACGGAUGUAGAUCGUUGUGACCCCUUAACUUCGUUUUCUCGACACUGUACUGCCCCCGCACCUGUCGAUGAACGAACUGUACCGGAUACCCCGAGGAAUUUUAAAGUGGAAUCUCUUUUCGACUAUUCUUUGCUGCAAAAUAGUUACAAUCGAAAAAAAAUUAUUCAGUUGGAUGGAAUCGCACCGAUAAUUGAAGAUGAGGAUGAACCAUAUUUCAAAGGAGACGCAUGCAAGCUGGAGCACCGUCGACGAACCCAAGGUACACUGAUAGAAGCUAGCUAUUCUAUGGAAGUUCCAAUUGCACUAACCCGUUAUUUGCGCCCAAAUUUACAGUUUGAUAUUGUUACCACCAAGACUUUCCUUGCGAUGCUUUGCAGAUUCAUUGACAAUGAGCGUCGCUUUUAUCGAUUUAAUAUCGAACGCAUUGGAGAUUUGACAAUCGUCGAGGAAGCGCCUUACGGCGAUGCACGCCCUUCCAAAACCUACCUUCAAGGAGCUCUGGACAUUUUAACUGGCCGAGCAAGUAUGGAUUAUCGACAAAUAGCAGUGUGUGAAUUUGGUACAAAGCGUAUCCUAUUGCGACAACAUGUUGAUUUAGCGGAGCCUUCAUCGUUUGGACGAAUUCGCACACAUGGCCGUUGGCAGCGAAACUAUAUUCGCCAGUAUCCUAAACAGCCGUUCCUUCCGAUACUGAAGGAUACAAUUGCAUCCAUGUCAAAAUUCCAAGUAUUCCUUGAUCAACCGGAUCCCACUUUUCACAUCGAUGGUACCAAUGUCUCAAUUCGGGGUCCAGUCUUGCCAGAACCACCAAAAAAGCCAAUCGAAAUAAUGUGUCGAUCGUUCCAACGUUUCUCGUUUGAGAACCUUCAAAUGAAAUGGCCAAAUAUGAUUUUUUCUGGUGCUGACCGUAUCGUUAGUGUUCUGCACGUUCGAGGACUGAUUGAUCACAAACCAAAGAGUUUCAGUUUCCGUGACAUAGCACCUAAAGGGUAUAAGAACACGAUGGCACGAGCAUCGGCACUUUGUCGACAAAUCUUUGAUUACAUAGAGGCGAUUGACUGUGAUAAGUUAGCUCUGAUUUGGGUGAAUGACAAAAAGCUCCCAAUGGAUAUCAAUGAUGGUAACCACUUGGUUUUAUAUCGUCGUCUCUUGACUGGCAGAGCAUUGGAUGAUAGCUCAUUCGUCUCGCCACUGCUUCGCACUUCAAUCCUUCGGGCAGAGCUCCCAGGAACUGAAAAAGAAGAGAAAUUACAUUAAUUGUUUUGAUUGAGUUAAAAGCUUCUACUAAUUCUUCUACACUUUUCGGAGAAGCUAAAAAUGAGAAUCCAUAUCAAAGAACUUUUAAAUAAUACCUUGCAAAUGUCAUGCUGAUUCAA